AUGGAACGAGAGCCAAAGGACUUGGUCUCGUCAGCGGGUCCUUCAAACAACACGCCUGCAGAGGAGCUUAUUGAGAUUAAUACUUUAAUACCCAGGGCCACAUAUAUUAAUGAAGUUGAAGAGUCGGAAGCUGCUGUUGAAAGAAGGUCCACGUUGGUCAAUGUUCUACACAAGCUACCAGGUUUAUUUGAUAUUCAAAGCCCAUUAAGUCCUCUUGCUAUAUCCACAAUUAUAGAUUAUACUACAUGGAUUGUCUUGGUUAAUGGAAUUAAUGAUAUCAAAUUCGAUGAAAAAUUAUUGACAAAGUAUUUGAACAAUUUAAUGAAAUCAAAUAUCAAAAAAGCUGUCCAAGAUAAUACAUCCUCUAUUAUAACAUCAAUAACGGCUUAUACAUUGAUUCUGAAACUUUUAAUAUCUCAAUUCAAACAUUUCACAACUUCAGAUUUACAAGAUUCAAGUCUUUUCACCAAACUUGAACUAUUAGAAAUUGAUCUUACAUUAUUACGUCAAGGAAACCUCACACAACAUCAUAGUGUUAUUCAAAGGGUUGACAGAAUUUUUUCAUUAGAGACUGUGGCAUUUAGUCCUGAUACUGCUGGUUCAAGACAGACUACUGCACAUAAUCCUGAAGUUAGUCAACAUAUUGAUAGUUCACCUCCAGUAGAUUCAUCAGAUUCUGGAGAUCAUGAAGAAGAAGAAUCAAUAUCUAUUUCAAAAGAUUCACAACCAAAUAUACUUACACAAUCUACCCAAUUGAACGCACUUGAUGAUGGGAAUUUGACAUUGGCAUCUCGGGUUGAAGUUCAAGCCACUUCAAGUUCUAAUGGUACUUCACAACAAUCUAAAGAUAGUCAACAAUCACAAAAUUCACAACAGCUUCUUGAUCAGUCUCAGAGAGAACAACAACACCUACCUGAUUCUACAAAACUUUUAACAAACUUGCAUAAUGGCCCUUCAUCCACUAACAAUUCGGGUAGUUUAAACUUGAAAGAUCUAAGCAACCGGAUAACGGACCCUGUCCUUAGAAAUGAUCUAUUAACUUGGGGUAAGAACCUGGACUUUAAUUUGAAAUCAUUCAGAGGUAUUAAUAAUAGGUCAAUUGAACUAAAAGCAGCACUUGAUAAAUUGAUAACACUUUUGGAAAAACGUGAUAAUGAAAAUUCAAUUGACAAAAAUCAAGAUAUUUCUAUAAGAUCUGUUGAUUCAUCCGUAUCUAAAGAAAAAGAAUCACAGGAUUCAAACAAUAAUAUAGAAUCAAAUGGAACAGAUGAUGAUAAAAUAACAAAAGUCUUCAUUGAUUUGUUUGAACACAGGUUUUCUGAAAUUUCUGAAAGUACAAAAAUUAUAGAUGAAAAAAUGGUAUCACUAACGGAAUCUCAAAUUCUCAUAUCCUCAUUAGUAGAGGCUUUCCCAGCUCUCACACAAAACCAAAAAUCACUUGACACAAGAAUUGAGCAAAUCAAAGAGAAUGUCAAGGAGAAUUUCCAUCGUCUCUCACAGAGUACAAUAGACAAUCUGAGGAUGUUUGAAGAACAGGGGAAGCAAAAUGUUGCGAAGAUUCAAGAGACUUUGGGAAAUAAUAAAGAGUUGGAAACCAAAGUUAAUAAAAGUGAAGGUGAACUCAAAGAAAUUAAAAAUGGGCAGAAAUUAAUAGGUGAAUCUAUCCAGACUCUAGUAUCAAAUAUAAAUGCUUUAAAAUUGGAGAUUAAAUCUGAAACAGAUCAUCAUAUUAACAGAAUAAUACAUAAUUAUACUGGUAUAUUUACAAGGCUCGAUGAUGCACAAAAAGUACAGAAUCUUCAAGCUGAAAGGUUAAAUACUCAGAUGGAACAUAUUAGAUCUAUUCAAGGAGAAAUGAAAAACAAAGAUCAAAUUAUUUCCAAUUUAAAAAAUUUCGUCGACCAAGCCACUUCACAGCUGAUUGACUUCCCAACUUUCAAAGGAUUCCAAGACUCUAUUAAGUCAGAAAUUCAUAAUUUAAAAUUACGGAAUCUACAACUGGUUUCAAGAAGUGAUCUUACUUCAUAUAUCUCAAAAGAAGAUGACAAACACACGGCUCAUGCUGAAAAAGUUCAAGAAGAUAUGAAAAAUUUACAAGAUCAGUUUACAAAUUCAGUAACUAUUCAAAACUCUGUCACAGAUUCUACAAGACGAGAAAUGACAAGUUUAAGAAAUGCAGUGAUGAUGGUCAAAGAAAGACUGGUUAAGAUUGUUGAAUCACAAAAUGAUGAUGAAAAGUUUAAGGACUUUCAACUGCAAUUCAAGGACUUGAAUGAUAAAUUUACAGAAAAUUCUAAAUUAUUUAAUGAACUACAGGAGGAGUUUGAUAAAUGUAAAGCUCCAUUAAGUGAACUGUUAACAAAAUUGAGCUCUCCUAAUAACCCUGAUAUGGUAAAGUUCAAGUCUACUGUAGAGGAAACCAUUGCAGAUUUACAAAAAAAAAUGGAAUUGAAAGUGGAUAAAGAACAAGAUCAAUCAAAUUUGGAGUUAUUACAAAGUUUACAAACCAGCUUAAAGAAUUUGGAAACAAAAGUUGAAUCAAUCCAAGAUACAAAACCAAAUGGAAGUCCUGAAGUUCAAACUGUUAAUGAUAUAGUUAAUAAUAUAGAUGAUGAAACUAUAAAACAUAUAGAGGAAAAACUUGAAACAAAAAUAUCAAGGGUUGAUGCUAGAUUGAAGAAGAAAGUUGAAUUUGAUAAUACUUUUUUGAAUGGAAAAUUUGUUGAAAUUAGUUCAACAUUAAAAGAAUUAGAAACAAAAUUAGAAGAGUUUGAAUCAAGAAAACAUGAUAAACCUGAACCUGAACCAGUUCCAGUGGUGGAAAAAGAAAAUGAUCCAAGAAUUGAACUUUUAAUAGAGGAAAUACAAUCAAUGAAGAGAAACCAACAUUCGAUGGAGAAAAACCAACAUAAAUUAGAAACUGAAAAUAAGAAUUUGAAAGAAAGAUUAAACAAAUUAGAAACACAUCAAUCAAGAUCAACACCAAAAGGUUCAAGUAUAAAUGCCUAUAGUUUACCAAGACCAUCUAGAGCAACUGUCCCUGUUAAUCCUAAACCACCAGCUGCACCAACUUUAACACAAAUGAAUUCCAAAAUAUCAAAUUUAUUGAGUAGAGGUAAAGUCUCUACAGGAUCUACAAGAUCUUCAUCACCAGAAGUUGUUAAUUCAUUACCUAGGAAAAGAUCUGAUUCAGAAGCUUUAAGUAUAAGAUCAUCACCAUCUGCUUCACCAAGUUCAUUUGGUAUUGAUAUUAAGAAAAUUAAGUUAAUUCCACGUAAUAAAGGAAAUUAA
Hansenula ciferrii is the source of this 3291-nucleotide messenger RNA. Its product is annotated as Myosin-11. The transcript has a single exon. NCBI's taxonomy places the organism in Eukaryota, Fungi, Ascomycota, Saccharomycetes, Phaffomycetales, Wickerhamomycetaceae. The coding region runs from base 1 to 3291 and encodes 1096 amino acids. The record is from RefSeq and is a predicted model, not a curated record.